This is a messenger RNA of Penicillium robsamsonii, 276 nucleotides long. RefSeq lists its product as uncharacterized. Lineage: Eukaryota; Fungi; Ascomycota; Eurotiomycetes; Eurotiales; Aspergillaceae. Bases 1 to 276 code for a protein of 91 amino acids. The transcript has 2 exons. The record is from RefSeq and is a predicted model, not a curated record.
AUGGAAGGAUUCAUGCGAGUGAUCUGCACUCAGAUGCUGGAUAUCUUGGACAGUGAAGAUGCGAUGGAGCAGAUCCACCGAAUGCAUUGCUACGGCAUCAUACGGCAGAAUGAAAGCCAAUGCAUGUCAUAUACUAGUCUAGGAUGUGUUGCUGUUAAGCUGCGAUCAAUGCUCAGCAACGAUAUCCAUUUCAACCAAUAUCUAGAAGAACCUACCUUUGCAAUUGAGCUUAUGCCACAAAUAUAUAGCUCAAAAUGGUAUCAACAGUAUAAUUGA